Myripristis murdjan (pinecone soldierfish) is the source of this 1446-nucleotide messenger RNA. RefSeq names its product replication factor C (activator 1) 3 (gene rfc3). NCBI's taxonomy places the organism in Eukaryota, Metazoa, Chordata, Actinopteri, Holocentriformes, Holocentridae. The record is from RefSeq and is a predicted model, not a curated record. Gene Ontology annotation, molecular function: DNA binding; ATP hydrolysis activity; DNA clamp loader activity. Gene Ontology annotation, cellular component: nucleus; DNA replication factor C complex. Bases 137 to 1207 code for a protein of 356 amino acids. The transcript is spliced from 9 exons. Gene Ontology annotation, biological process: DNA-templated DNA replication; DNA repair.
CGCUUACUGUAGUCCAGACGGAAACAGCCGCGCGCCUUGUGAAUAUUUCGCGGGAGAGCUGCUGGUGACACACAAAACAACACGGGACUGUUUAUCUGUUAGCUGCACUGCUGUCAGCUCCUAAAAUCAUCUUGCAAUGAGUUUGUGGGUGGAUAAAUACAGACCGACGUCCCUCGGGAAACUGGACUAUCACAAAGACCAAGCAGCGCAGUUAAAAAACCUGGUUCAAUGCGGAGACUUCCCACAUUUGUUGGUGUACGGCCCCUCGGGUGCUGGUAAGAAGACCCGCAUCAUGUGUGUGCUGAGGGAGCUGUAUGGAGCUGGGGUGGAGAAACUUCGCAUCGAGCACCAGACCAUCGUGGCUCCCUCAAAGAAGAAAAUUGAGAUAAACACAAUAGCCAGCAACUACCACUUGGAGGUCAACCCAAGUGAUGCAGGGAACCAGGACCGUGUGGUGAUCCAGGAGUUGAUUAAAACUGUCGCUCAGUCUCAGCAGAUCCAGUCCAGCACCCAGAGAGAGUUCAAAGUGGUGUUACUAACAGAGGUGGAUCGCCUCACAAAGGACGCCCAACAUGCUCUGCGUCGGACUAUGGAAAAGUACAUGGCCACCUGCCGCCUCAUCCUCUGCUGUAACUCCACCUCCAAGGUCAUUGGGCCAAUCAGGAGCCGUUGUCUGGCUAUUCGAGUUCCCCUGCCCAGCACUGAGGAGGUCUGUAAUGUUCUGACAACAGUGUGUAAAAAGGAAGGUCUGCUGCUCCCACCUGAGCUGGCCAAGCAGAUCUGUGAGAAGUCUGGUCGCAACCUGCGCAAAGCUCUUCUGAUGUGUGAGGCUUGCAGAGUCCAGCAGUACCCAUUCUCAGCAGACCAAGAUGUCCCAGAAACUGACUGGGAGGUUUACCUCAGAGAAACAGCUAACGCCAUAGUCAGCCAGCAGAGCCCUCAGAGGUUGUUGGAGGUACGAGCCAGGCUCUAUGAACUCCUGACUCACUGCAUCCCUCCUGAAGUCAUCAUGAAGGGUCUGGUAACAGAGUUGCUGAGUAACUGUGAUGGCCAGCUCAAGACGGAGGUGGCCCACAUGGCGGCUUACUACGAGCACAGGCUGCAGCUGGGCAGCAAGGCAAUCUACCACCUGGAGGCUUUCACCGCCAAAUUCAUGGCCAUCUACAAGAAGUUCAUGGAAGACGGCCUGGAUGCCAUGAUGUUUUGAACUCUAAUGGACUCACAUGCACACACGUUUCUGACAGGAGUUUAUCACCCUCAUGUCAGUAGUCCCGGUGACUUUUGAAAAGGUCAGCUUUAAUACAGUAUUGCAUUCUGUAUCUAUUCUGGAAUGUAUCUCAACAGGAGGAUGUUAUCUGAAUUAUUUAGUAAAGGAUCUUGCAGUUUGUUUAAAAAAAAAAAAAAAGUGGUGCACUGUGGUCUCAUGCCAGUGAUUGAUGCCUCAAA